GUGUGUGUGGGGGGGGGGCGGAAUAAUGCUGAAUAAAAUGGGAAAUUAUAAAUAUAUUUUCUGUUCAAAUAUUAAGUAAAGAGUAAAGAAGCGGGAGGACAGUCGCAGAAAAGGUAAUGGAAUGGAUACAAGGCCACGCUUGAGUGUGAGGGGACAGGACCAGGUUCCAGUCUCUAAAUUUAACUCUGCACAGGGCCGGGGCGAGCCUGCGCUGGCGGAACCUGACACCGUGGCCCGAGCGCCAGGCCCUUGCCCCGACGAUGCUGGGUCGGCCUCGGUCGGAAACCGGGAGUGGCGCUGGCAGCAUUUGUGCGCCCACCUGUCGCGGCCCGUUUCCCGCGGCUGACUGGGUCAGGCUGGGGCGGCCUAGAGAAGCUGAGGGACGGGGGCGAAGGGGAGAGGCCGCUGGCCAGGGCGGGGGCUGGUGGAGCGCACAUCGGGGCGCAGGGCUCCGUCCCGCACUUGAACGGCCCAGUGCCUCCGGGCCCGUAGUCAACGUGCGCCUCCCCUCCCGGCUCCCAGCCGGGCGCGCCCUGGGCUCGAGUCUCUGCCUGCCCAGUGGCAGCCCCGCCCUUCCUCUCCCAGUGGGCCCUCGGCGGCCAGCUCGGACGUCCGGCUCCGACCCGCGUCCUGUGAGGUUCAGUGGCCGCCCAGGCGCGACCAGAUCUGGGUGCGCGGAGAGCGCGCAUGGCGGCUGUGGGACCGCGGACCGGCCCCGGAACCGGGGCCGAGGCUCUAGCGCUGGCGGCAGAGCUGCAGGGCGAGGCGACGUGCUCUAUCUGCCUAGAGCUCUUUCGUGAGCCGGUGUCCGUCGAGUGCGGCCACAGCUUCUGCCGCGCCUGCAUAGGACGCUGCUGGGAGCGCCCGGGCGCGGGGUCUGUUGGGGCCGCGACCCGCGCGCCCCCCUUCCCACUGCCCUGUCCGCAGUGCCGCGAGCCCGCGCGCCCUAGUCAGCUGCGGCCCAACCGGCAGCUGGCGGCAGUGGCCACGCUCCUGCGGCGCUUCAGCCUGCCCGCGGCCGCCCCGGGAGAGCACGGGUCCCAGGCGGCGGCGGCCCGGGCGGCAGCUGCCUGGUGCGGGCAGCAUGGCGAACCAUUCAAGCUCUACUGCCAGGACGACGGACGCGCCAUCUGCGUGGUGUGCGACCGCGGCCGCGAGCACCGCGAGCACGCCGUGCUGCCGCUGGACGAGGCGGUGCAGGAGGCCAAGGAGCUCUUGGAGUCCAGGCUGAGGGUCUUGAAGAAGGAACUGGAGGACUGUGAGGCGUUCCGGUCCACGGAAGAGAAAGAGAGCAAGGAGCUGCUGAAGCAGAUGGCAGCGGAGCAGGAGAAGGUGGGGGCAGAGUUCCAGGCGCUGAGGGCCUUCCUGGUGGAGCAGGAGGGUCGGCUGCUCGGCCACCUGGAGGAACUGUCCCGGGAGGUGGCACAGAAGCAGAAUGAGAACCUGGCCCAGCUCGGCGCUGAGAUCACCCAGCUGUCCAAGCUCAGCAGCCAGAUCCAGGAGACAGCUCAAAAGCCUGACCUUGACUUUCUCCAGGAAUUCAAAAGCACGCUGAGCAGGUGUAGCAAUGUGCCUGGCCCCAAGCCAACCACAGUCUCUUCUGAGAUGAAGAAUAAAGUCUGGAAUGUUUCUCUCAAGACCUUUGUCUUAAAAGGGAUGCUGAAGAAGUUCAAAGAGGACCUUCGGGGAGAGCUGGAGAAAGAGGAGAAAGGUCGUUUAGGAGCAGGAAUGCCCUGUACCUUGAGAUACUCAGACUGGGAAAGGCUUCUCGGCCACCUGGUGGAGCUCACCUUGGAUCCCGACACGGCCAACCCGCGCCUCAUCCUCUCUCUGGAUCUUAAGAGCGUGCGCCUCGGCGAGCGGGCCCAGGACCUGCCCAGCCACCCCCGCCGCUUCGACACCAACACCCGCGUCCUGGCGUCCUGCGGCUUCUCCUCGGGCCGGCAUCACUGGGAGGUGGAGGUGGGCUCUAAGGACGGCUGGGCCUUUGGCGUGGCCCGCGAGAGCGUGCGCCGAAAGGGCCUGACGCCCUUCACUCCCGAGGAGGGCGUCUGGGCCCUGCAGCUCAACGGCGGCCAGUACUGGGCCGUGACCAGCCCCGAGCGGUCGCCCCUCAGCUGCGGGCACCUGUCGCGCGUGCGGGUGGCCCUGGACCUGGAGGUGGGAGCCGUGUCCUUCUUCGCUGUGGAGGACAUGCGCCACCUCUACACCUUCCGCGUCAACUUCCAGGAGCGCGUGUUCCCGCUUUUCUCUGUUUGCUCCACGGGCACCUACUUGCGAAUCUGGCCUUGAGGGACACUGCUGGGGAGCUCCUGUCUCUGGGCUGCCGGUGGGAGGGGAUGUCGCCUCCCCAGAGAUGCCUGGUCCGUCCUGGGUCUGCCCUCCGUGCUCCUGACCCCGGCUGCCCAAGAGAGGCUGCUACAGACACAACCCCGAAGCCGGAGAGUGAGACUGUGGCCAACUGAGCGGGGGAACAGCGGCUGUGGACUCCUGAGGGUGUUCCCUUCCUGAGGUCACAUGUGGAUUUGGCCAGAGCCUUCAGGAGGGGGAGGCCGGUGAGGUCAGGAGCCCAGCUCUCCAGGGGGCUUCUGCCAUGACUGGGAAGGGCGUCUGGCUCCCUGAAACGAUGUCAGAGCCAGUCCUGCUAUUCUCUGUUGCCAGGGGACAGGUCUGGGCCUGGGCCAACCACGUUUGUUAUCAUGGCUGCUGCCUUCUGGACAGCUGCCAGCUCUGCCUUGAGAGGUUGUGGGACCUCUGGAUCCAGCUGACCUGACAGGUCAUCUACUCAGGGAGAAGCCCUGUGCUCCCAGCUCAGAGGACAGUCCGGGCCAGAACUGGAAGUCUCCAGCACUCCUUAGCUGGAGGAUACAGAGUGAUGGGUGCAUUCUGACUAAUGCGACAACCAACAUGUGCUCUCACAAACACCUGACUCCCCCACUUUCCAGUGCCAAAGUACAAACUCUCCUUGGAUAAGGAGAGCAAAGCUUCUGGAACUUUAUUUAUUCUUUCUUUUUAAUUUUCUUUUAAGAGACUGGGUCUUGCUCUGUUGCCCAGGCUGGUCUUGAACUCCUGGCCUCAAGUGAUCCUCCAGUCUCCAUCUCCCUAAGAGCUGGGAUUACAGGUCUGAGCUGCUGUACCCGAACUUUUUUUGUUUUGUUUUUGCUUCUGGAACUUUGAAACACAAAACACAAGUUGGCAUUUACAAUGUUAAAGAUGCAGCCAGCUCUAAACAACGCACAGAGCACAAAUAUGCUCCUAACGGACUCAGGAAAACGCCAAAAGCAGAGCACCCUGGUGCCAAGGCCUUCUCAGCCCAUGCCCUGGAGGGCAUUCCCCUGGCCAGCCUCAGCCCCUUGUCUUACUUGUUCUCCAGCUUCUGGGUAGCUGGGCUUCUGGAAGGGUGGCAGUGGACUGCUCCCUGCUCAGCGCUCCCCUGGGAAGGGGGUGAGGAGAUGAAAAUGAAGACUAUGAGCUGUCUUUAGAGUUGGCUUGGCCCAUUUUCUACUCCCUAGAUCUGAGCACAGGAGUGUAAGUUUGAGCCAGGCUUUCUGCCAGAGUGAAUAAGCAUGCAUGUUUAUGUGUGGGAGGAGUGUGUAUUUGUAUCUCACCUUUCUUGGGUGGAGUGUGUGUGUGUGUGUGUGUAUUUUGGAGAGGGCAUUUAUGAGCAUGUGCAUAAGGUUCAGGUGUUGCAAACAGACCCAAGUCAGUUUGGUCAUACCCUAUUGUUGAUUUGUUGUUAAAUACUAACCACCUCAUAUUUAGA
This is a messenger RNA of Nomascus leucogenys (northern white-cheeked gibbon), 3763 nucleotides long. RefSeq names its product tripartite motif containing 7 (gene TRIM7). Gene Ontology annotation, molecular function: zinc ion binding; protein binding. Bases 688 to 2292 code for a protein of 534 amino acids. The transcript has 8 exons. The record is from RefSeq and is a predicted model, not a curated record. Lineage: Eukaryota; Metazoa; Chordata; Mammalia; Primates; Hylobatidae.